AACUCCAUAGCGCCACCAUCGAUCAAGGCCAUGGAGAUCCCGCUCCCAUACUACGCCUUGCUCUUCUUGCUGUCUCCUCUCCUUCCUCUCUUCCUCCUGCACUUGCUCUCCUCCCGUGGCAAUUCCAGCAAUGGCGGCAAUCCGAAGCCCAAGCCCAUCCCGAGCCCGCCGGGCCUCCCAAUCUUCGGCCACCUCCACCUCCUCAAGAAACCCCUCCACCGCUCCCUGGCCGCCCUCGCCGCGCGCCACGGCGGCGACACGGGCCUCCUCCUCCUCCGCUUCGGCAAAAAGCCCGUGGUCCUCGUCUCGUCCCCGGCCGUCGCCGAGGAGUGCUUCACGGCCCACGACGUGGCCCUCGCGGACCGGCCCGGGCUCGCGUCGGGCCGCCUGCUCACGGCCGGCUGCCCCAGCAUCGCCAUGGCCCGCUACGGCCCGCUCUGGCGCGCCCUCCGCCGCGCCGCCACCGUGCACGCGCUCUGCCCGCGCCGCCUCGCGCUCUCGGCCCCCGCGCGCGACGCCGAGGCGCGCGCCAUGGCCACCAAGCUCUGGAGGCUCGCCACUGCAGGCACCGGCGCCAUGGUCGGCGUGAAGGCGGCGGCGAACGAGUUCGUGGUGAACGCGAUCGUGGCCAUGGCCGCUGGAGGGAGGCGGAUGGGGGAAGGCGAGGUGCGGAGGUUCGUGGAGAUGACGGAGGCCGGGAUGGCGGCGGCGGGCGCGGCGAACCGGCAGGAUUUCUUGCCGGCGCUGAGGGCGGUGGACUUCGGGAGGACGGCCAGGAGGCUCGCGGGGCUCGCCGAGGAGCGCCUCGCGUUCGGCCAGCGGAUCAUCGACGAGUACAAGCAGAGCGGAGCCGCCGGGAGCUUGUCGGAGCCGAGGAGGAGGACGCUGAUCGGCGACCUGCUCCGGCAGCAGGAGCAGGAGCCGGAGUCGUGCGGCGACGCCGUCAUCCGCGGCACCUUGCUGAGCAUGCUGCAAGCAGGGACGGACACGUCAUCCAGCGCGAUCGAGUGGGCCAUGGCGCUCCUCCUCAACAACCCGACAUCGCUCGCAAAAGCCACGGCCGAGAUCGACACCGUCGUGGGCGCAUCCCGUUUGCUCCAGGAACGUGACCUUGCCGUGCUCCCUUACCUCCGAGGAGUCGUCGCCGAGACCCUCCGGUUGUACCCUGCCGCCCCGAACCUCGUCCCGCACGAGGCGUCGAGCGACUGCGGCAUCGCCGGAGGGAAGCACGUCAUCCCACGCGGCACCAUGGUGUUGGUCGACGUGUACUCGAUGCAGCGUGACCCCGCCUCGUGGGAGGACCCGGAAAAGUUCAUGCCGGAGAGGUUCGCCGGCGGAGAGUUUGACGAUGUCGAUGCCGGCGGGGACGGGAGGCGAAUGAUGAUGAUGAUGCCAUUUGGGAUGGGUCGGCGGAAGUGCCCCGGGGAGGUGCUCGCGUGGAGGACGGUGGGAGUGGCGCUAGGAGUGAUGUUGCAGUGCUUGGAAUGGGGAAGGGUGGGGGAUGAGAAGGUGGACAUGAGCGAGGAGUCGGGUCUCACCAUGCACAUGGCCGUGCCUCUUGUGGCCAUGUGCCGACCCCGUCAAGAGAUGGGUGCCGUGCUUCGGAGUCUCCAGACGGUUUAGAUGAAACUCGCCUCCCCUGUUUCAGCAUUGAUUCUCCUUUGCUCAUACCCAACCAAGUGCAGCUGAAGCAACGAGCAAUUUCCUUGGGCUUCUCUUUGUUUUAGCAACACUAGCGAGGAGCCCGUGCGAUGCCACGGAACAACAAAAGCUGAGGUAACACGUGUCAAGAUCUAAUAGGCCAAGAGGGGGUGAAGUGUUUAACAUGUGAUCGGCCAACAUGUUAAAUUUGAAACAUUAUGCAAUAUUUAAAAGCUGAAGCCAAUUUCUUAUUUAAUAUAAAAUAAUAGUUUGUUUCUCAUUUGCCAUUUCAUACCAAAUAUUACAUAUAUCAUACACCCAAAUAACCCCCAAUGCUACAAUACUAAAUCCCCAUGUACCAAAAUCACAAACAUAGAUUCUCAAAUACUCCCUCCGUUGAACUAAAACAACAACAACAAUUUAGGAUCGUUGGGAGUAACUGCAUGGAUGUUUUCUUUCUUAUAGCCGACUUGUCAUCAAAGCUAAUAUGCUCCUUCUCUGCUGAACCUCUUCCAAGUUAGAUGACAUAUCAACCUGACAUCAUGCAAAUAAGAAAUGGAUACGAAUUAACAAAGUUCAGACAACAAAUACUAUUACCAUGUAAAAAACAUUUUAAAAAAAGAACUUGAGCCUUCUAUCUUGUUACAGUUGUAAUCUGAAUACUGCUAACUGCUAAGACUUUGUGAUCCAAAAUCCUCAAAACAGUGAACAUGUACAUGAAGCUCUAUGCUAUAGCUGCUUACAAUGACAGAGUAAAGAUUUAUAUAGUUUGCACA
This is a messenger RNA of Brachypodium distachyon (stiff brome), 2417 nucleotides long. Its product is annotated as isoflavone 3'-hydroxylase-like. The transcript is spliced from 2 exons. Gene Ontology annotation, molecular function: iron ion binding; monooxygenase activity; heme binding. The record is from RefSeq and is a predicted model, not a curated record. Lineage: Eukaryota; Viridiplantae; Streptophyta; Magnoliopsida; Poales; Poaceae. Bases 31 to 1623 code for a protein of 530 amino acids.